CGGCCCGGCGCAAAUAGGGGAGAGAGCACGCAACCCUGGCCAAUCCCUUCGCUCGUUCUUCUCCCCUCCGCCUCCGCCUCGCGCCCCCCAGCCAUGCCGCCCCCGCCGCCGCCUCCCCUCACAGAUCCCCUAGCCGCGCCGCCGCCUCGCAGACCCCCAGCCCGCCGCCGAGAGUUCAGCGCGGGGAACCGCACGAGCGCCGGCCGCCGCAUCGAGACGACCGCCGAUUCGCCGCCUCCUCUCCAGCUCCGGCAGGAGGUGCACGGACCACGGCCGCCGCAACGCCGAGCUCUGCCACCUCGCGCCUCCACCUCGCGCCUCCACCUCGCGCCGCACUCCAUCUCGUCUUCGUCAAGCCGCCCGUGGAGCACUUGCCGCCGAUGCGGUCGCCCAGCGCGAGGGGGAAGUCGGCGGCGACCGGCCCUGGCAAGCGCGAGGGGGAAUUGUGGCUAUUCUCUCUUCCCCGUGCGCCCUUUGCGAUGUGCAUCCUCUCCCGAGCGGCCGGUCUCGCCAACACCUCGUCCCUGCUCUCCCCUACGCGGCCAAGCCCGACCAACCGCUGCACAUCGCCAGCAGCGCUGCUGGUGCCGCGGCGGCCGGACGAGGUGCGGCGCCUCGUCAGGCUCACAUUCGUGCGCCCGCCACUCAUCAUGCCGUCCUGCUUCCUCUGGGACUACAUUAAGGUUCUACGUUGCUGCUGCAGGCUAUUGUUGCGACUAUUUCUUUGGUAG
Lolium perenne is the source of this 731-nucleotide messenger RNA. RefSeq lists its product as uncharacterized. NCBI's taxonomy places the organism in Eukaryota, Viridiplantae, Streptophyta, Magnoliopsida, Poales, Poaceae. The record is from RefSeq and is a predicted model, not a curated record.